Molecule: messenger RNA, 699 nt
Organism: Colletotrichum costaricense
Lineage: Eukaryota; Fungi; Ascomycota; Sordariomycetes; Glomerellales; Glomerellaceae
Product: uracil phosphoribosyltransferase
Exons: 3
Coding region: 1-699 (232 amino acids)
Source: RefSeq, a predicted model, not a curated record
AUGUCUUCCUCAACACCCGAGCUCCCUGCCAACGUGCACGUCUCCCAGCACCCCUGUCUCCGGGCGAAGCUGUCCCAAUUGCGGUCCCAGUCGACGCCGGCGAAAGAGGUGAAGACGCUGGUGCAUGAUAUUGCGUUGAUGGUAGCAUACGAGGCCCUCGGCGCCUCCACAAAAGCGACAGAUGGAUCAAAGGAUUCUACCCCGCUAGGAUUCGACUUCACAUCAACCACAAUCUCCCCCUCCAGCCUCUGCCUCGUCCCCAUUCUGCGAUCAGGCCUCGGCAUGGUAGAAGCCGUCCAAACCAUCCUCCCCACGCCCGUAGCAGUCCAUCACCUAGGCCUCUACCGCGAACCCUCGACCCUCGAGCCCGUAGAAUACUACAACAAUCUCCCCAACCACGUUUCCCUCGACGGCUCCAACGCCGGCGCCUCCGAGCUCGCCAUCGUCCUUGACCCCGUCAUCGCCACCGGCGGCACCUGCGCCGCCGCCAUCCAGACCCUCCGUGAGUGGGGCGUCAAGCGCAUCGUCGUCCUCUCCGUCAUUGGCGCCGCCGAGGGCGUCAAGCGCGCCGCGAGCGAGUGGGCCGACGCGACGGACAUCUACAUUGCUGGCGUGGACGCCGAGUUGACGGACAAGGGCAUGCUAAAGCCCGGUGUAGGUGAUGUUGGUGAUCGGUUGUUCCUUACUAUUGGAAAAUAA